AUGCUCAUGCCAUAUUCCUUUAAAAAAGGUUUUUUUUUUUCUGCAUUAUUGUUUUGCAAACAGGGGGGCCUUUUAGAAAUGUAUUAUCUGCGCUCGCUUUUUUUUACACCCGAAGAAGUCUUUUCGCGGGAGCAUGUGCGGAAUGAAAUUGCCCGCGAAAAACUCUCAAGGGCGAAGUUGCAGCGUAAGAGCGAAGAGGAGACCCACAUGGCAGAGAUGGAACGGCUGGAUAAUGAGCUGCGGGAAAAACGUGAAUUGUUUGCGGCCGCCGCAAAGCCUCUGUUGGAGGAGUUCGAUGACGUCUCGCUAGCGCAGCACUACUACCAGGAGAUAUCGAAUAUUGUGACGAGCCACCUGCAUAUUGUGUCACAGCUGGCCGAUCGUGAGUUCAGCGAAUUUGGCUACGUAAGCAAGAAGCUGAUUUCCGUUAGUCUCAAUCUUGCGGCGUUAAAAUGUUGCAUGAUGGGCGGCGUGCCCUUUGAACGAGAGUUGAAUACCCUCUUGAAGGAUGCGGAUAGCAGCGAUUUGUCAAUUGUUGCCACGCCAUUGUGCCAUGUGCGGAGCAUUCCACCUGCAGCGAAUGUUCGUGCUACUGCCUUUGAUCUUGCACGGGCCAUUGAGGAGGUAGGCAAAGAUGGCCCAACGCGGGAACCUGUUCGAGGUUGGUUGGAUCUCUUUAAGUUCCGCACGUCAUUUAGCCCCACGAUGCUAGAGACUCGGCAGGUUGAAGCACGGCGAGCGGCGAAGCAGUUUCUUUCUCACAUUGAGCGCGGUGAGCACGACAAGGCGUUAGUUCUUGCGGAGGACGCGUACGUCAAGGUGGGCCACGAAGUGAGCGCCGCGAACGCGGUGCUUCUGGAGAGUGCUUUUGGGGCGUUUAGGGAUACUGUGCUACCGGUGAUUGCUUCCGACGUCUUCUUGCGAUACGCUCGAGCUUCGCUUGACGCGUCUCGGUUUGCCUGCGUUGAGAAGAUGUUGAAGGAAUGA
Trypanosoma cruzi is the source of this 987-nucleotide messenger RNA. RefSeq lists its product as uncharacterized. NCBI's taxonomy places the organism in Eukaryota, Euglenozoa, Kinetoplastea, Trypanosomatida, Trypanosomatidae. The record is from RefSeq and is a predicted model, not a curated record. Bases 1 to 987 code for a protein of 328 amino acids. The transcript has a single exon.